This is a messenger RNA of Capsaspora owczarzaki ATCC 30864, 5208 nucleotides long. RefSeq lists its product as hypothetical. Bases 1 to 5208 code for a protein of 1735 amino acids. Lineage: Eukaryota; Filasterea; Ministeriida; Capsasporidae. The transcript is spliced from 4 exons. The record is from RefSeq and is a predicted model, not a curated record.
AUGUUAUUAGGCGACAUUACGCAGAAAGGAUACGACAAGCGCAGGCAAAAAGUGCUCGAACCGUACGGUGGAGAGAACGCGCUGAAGCAAGGAACGCCGCGGCCUGCAUCGGGCUUCUCCGCAGCUGCGAGUGCUGCGGCUGCGGCAUCGCUGGGUGGCAGGCCUUCAAGUGGUGCCAACUCGCCGCUUGCACGCACGGGCAGCACGGGCGCAGCAGACACGCCCUCCAAAAAGAGCAUUGGAAAAUCCAAAGCUCGUGCCAUGCCUUCCUUGACGGACGACGACGACGCCGACGCGUUGACACCAGACACGCGCACUGCCACUCCGCCGCCCAUGCAGCAUCAGCACUCGCAGGCCCAGGAUUUGCGCGUUGCCGCGUUGAAUCAGAGCGCAGCAACCGGAGCAUCAGGGCGCGCAAGCCCGCUAUCCUUUUCGGGCACCCCCGCCAGCAACUCGCCUCGACCCGCCGUCCCCUUGCCAGCGCACGCCCCAGCAGCGCGCACCAGCUCGGCCAACUCGACGCAAAACACGCCGCGCGCGGCAACCCCAGUGCUCCCAGCAACCCAAGUGCUCCCGGCAUCAAACAUUCCGCCAAUGGGCGCAUUUGCUGCUGCAGCAUUCGCUCAAGCCACCGCCGCACAACAUGGUGGGCGUGUUCCUGCACCCGACCCGCGCUCCGGUGCGGCCCAACAUUCCCAGUACGAAAACGAGGACAUUUACUCAGCCACGGAUGAGCCGGUUGUCCCCAGGCGCGCCGAAUCGUCCUUGAAUCGUGCUGAUCUUUCCGCCAUUGCCACCGCCGUGGCUGGAAACGCAAUGCGCACCGACUCGGGCUAUUUGACACGGACCGACAUUUCCAACUUGAGUCGGCAAGCCACGUCCAACUCGUUGCUCGCGGCCAGUCCGGCCGCGCCCCCUCCCGCUCCGCCGCCCCAGCCACCAGCUAUGGCAGCCACGCCAACCCGGCACGAGCCCGGAUAUAUCUCGCGCAAUGACGUUUACUCUGCGCGUGCUGCCGUCGCCUCUCCUGUUGCGUCUAAUCUGCCAGGCUCUCCAGGAGCCGCGGGGGCAAACACCUCGAGCUACAUUGCUCGGAAUGAGGUUGCUGGUCUUGCCGCCCGCAACGCGAUUGCCGCAGCUGUCGGUGGCCAGCAGGGCCACGCCCGUACCAACAGCAACUCUCCCACGCCCUCCACGUCCUCGCCGGCAAAUCGCGUGGUUGGUCCUGGUGGCGCUUCGCUGCAACCGCAAGGAUCGCGGCCAGGCGCGCUGGUCACCCCCGGCAACCUGGCUGCCGGUCUCGAGCAGGCAAUGGCGCGCAGGCGUGCCACAUUCUUGCCAAACGUCGAUGCUCGAGCCGAUUACGACGAUCCGGACGACUCUCUGCCUCCAUCGCAUCCCUCUUAUGGCAUGCCGGUGCCUCCGACUGCUGCGGCGACCACGUCGACCGAGGCAUCCACGUCCACGUCCUCGGCAUCGCCGCGUCCGCCCGCGCCACCUCCGACGUCCGAGUUUUCAUCGCGCAUUCACCAGCUUGUCUCUGCCCUCAAAGCGCCAAACCAACCAAAAGCCAAAUUCAACGCCAAGACGAAAGCAGUGCGCCGCGAUCCCAAUGCGCCCAAACCGCUCGGGCCAGUGUUGCUGCCGGUGGAGGGCCAGCACGAGGCGUUGCAGCCAGACCCGUUGCGACUGACUGACAUUUCGGCAACCAACACCCUGGCCGAGGUGCUCGUGUGGCGCACGCAGUUCCAGGCCAAGAAGGUUUGCUUAUCCGAGUUUGACGUCCGUGGCAAGCUGGCUGGCAAGAUUACGUUCGCCGGCCUGCUGGAUCGCGCCCGGCGCGUGAGCGACCUGCUUUUCAACCGACUCGAGCUGACUGUGGGGACGCGGGUUGCGCUCGUCUUUCGCCCUUCGGACGUCAUUGACUUUGCUGCGGCCUUGUUUGGCUGCUUGUAUUGCGGCGUGGUUGCAGUGCCUGUUCGUCCGCCGACCAAAGUUGACGACGCUGCAGCCACCCAAUCUGGCUUUUUGCUGAACAGCUGCGGAGUCAAGUUCAUCCUCACCAACGAAGUCACGCGCCGCGCGCUGCCGAAAGAUAAUAGCGGGCGCAUCGCCAAGAUGAAAGGAUGGCCGCUGGUCGAAUGGGUCAACACGGAAGCUCUCGGCAAAGUUCCCGCCAAGCGUGUCACUGAGCCCUUCCGGCUGCCUCCAGCGGCCACGGCCAUCAUUGAAAGCGCGUUCAUUGCCUCUACCGGCGAGGUUAAGCCUGUUGUUGUCACGCACAAGUCUCUGCUAUUCCAUCUGUUUGCCCUGAUGAAGGCGGCGCAGUACACAUCGUCCUCGGUUGUUCUCAGCUUGCUCGACCCGCAGGUCGGCGUCGGCUUGCACCAUGCGACCCUGAUGGCGGUGUUUGCGUGCUUCCACUAUGUGAGCCUGCCCUUUGCCACGUUUACUGAAACGCCCAUGCAUUUGUGGAAGAAUGUCACCAAGCUCAAGGCGACUGUCAUCCUGUGUACCUAUCCUGCCCUGGCCUUCAGCGCGUCUCGGGUGACUGACAAGGAGCGUCGGUCCAUCAAACUCGACUCUCUUCGGCAGAUUGUCAUCGAUACGGAGCGCACGUCGCCGGAUUUGUCGCGCAAGUUCUGCGACAAGUUCCAGGUCUUCCCGGCCAUCAUUUCGACCACCUUCUAUACGCCUGAAUCGCUGACUGCGGCCUGUCGCUCGCCGUUGUCGCCGCCCGUGUUUUUGCAUUUGGACCUCAAGGCGUUGGGACACGAAGUUGUGCGCGUAGUGCCGGCUGGUUCCAAAGGCGCCGUGUUUGUGCAAGACUCCGGCCUCGUUCUGCCACACACGCGCGUGUGCAUUUGCACCGUCGAGGAGCAACCCAAGCUGUGCCAAGAGGAUCAGCAGGGGCGUCUCUUUGUCACGGGCAGCGCUGCAGCGCAAAUCGCUGCCGGCGACGGCGCUGUGCAAAUCAACACGCAAGAUAUCCGGGAGUUGGUGCAGAGCGCGCAGCCGCCGAUUGUCUUGAACGACCAAAUUACCGUGUUUGCGACCGAUCUGUUGGAUGAGGAACGCAUCAUUGUCGUGCUCGAGACGUCUCGUCCUGCCAACGAUCAGCUGAGCACUUGGGCGCAGACUGUCUUCCGCCAAGUCGAGGAGGCGUCCGGCACAUCCAUUUAUACCAUUUGCUUUUGCAAGCCGGGCACGCUGCCGAUGGAAGGCACGAACGUUAGCGAGUUUUCGACCAAGAAACUCUACUUGAAUGGCACUCUCAACCCGAUCAUGGUCACCAUCAACAUGAACGGUGUGACCAAUCUCCCGAGUGGCGCAGCACAACAGCACGACGCCGCGCGCGCGAUGGCCGAUGCCAUCACCGGCACACAGCUGGCUGAGAUUGGCAGCCAGGAGGACAGCUCGUUGGCCAUCGACGACGCCACGCUUACUUCUCUCGACAACUUCCAGACCAUUGCCGAACUGUUGCGUUGGCGCGCGCUCGAAACACCUCAGAGUCCCAUGUACACCGUGUUGGAUGAAGACACGGGCAAAGAAUCUCAGUCCAUCACCUGCGCCAAGCUGCACAAGAUGGCUCUCUCGAUCGCCCACUUUAUGAUUGACAAGAUGCAGGUCAACGCUGGCGACGCUGUCGGCAUUCUUCUGCCCCACUCGCCUGCGUUUUCCGCCGCCAUUUUUGCGUGCAUGUACGUCGGCGCAGUCGCCGUUCCUAUGCGUCCUCCCCAUUCGUCCAGUUUGCGCUAUGCGAUUCCAACGCUUCGUACCAUUGCCCAAAUGAGUGCAGCACGCACAAUUCUCACCAACGGCGCGAUUCACAAGCUCCUUCGCUCCAAGGAAGCAGGACUCGAAAAAGUAACGAGCUUCCCGUCCGCCUUCUCCAUUGAUGACAUGUCCAAGAAAAAGGAGGAGCUGACCCACUACUACCGUCCGCCCACGAACGAAAUGCUCGCCGUUCUCGAGUUUAACAUUUCGACCACUGGCUUGCUGGCAGGUGUGCGUAUUUCUCACGACACGAUUCUCUCCCAUUGCCGCGCACAGAAGGUACAUCACCAGUACCACGCGGGUGCGCCGGUUGUGUGUGCCAUCGAGCCGUACACUGGUGUGGGCUUGAUUUAUUGGACAUUCCUGAACGUCUACGCCUGCCACAUGAACAUUGGGGUGCCGGUCGACCAAGCCGUUCGAAACGCUCCGCUCUUCUUCUCAACCAUUUCCCUGUUCAAGGCCAAAACUGCGCUCGCGAGCUUCCCUGUUUUGAGCGUGUGUCUCGAUGAGCUCACCAGCAAGUCUGCCGCAGAUCGCCUGAAGGACAUUGAUCUUUCGCACUUGGUGCGCUUGCUCGUGGACUGUCACGAGCGACCGCGCGCCAACUUGCAUGGGCUCUUCGGUGCCGCAUUUGUCAACCUGGGCAUCAAUGCCUCGGUGAUUGACUCUGUCUUUGGUUCGGACGUCAACGCGUUGAUUGCGAUGCGUCCACGCGCCUCCAAAGAACCCACCGCGUGCUACCUUGAUCUCGCCUCGCUGCGCAAGGAUCGUGUCGACUUGGUCGAACGAGGCUCGCCAAACUCCGUGUGCAUUUACUCUGUGGGCAAGCCUUUGUCGCGCAUCCAUCUGGCCAUCGUCAACCCGGAAACCGGUCGGAUGUGCACCCAAAAGCAAAUUGGCGAAAUUUUCGUGUCCAGUCCCCAGAACAACCGCGGCUACUAUGGCCUCGAGGCUUCCCUCAACGACGCGACCACAGCCGAGACUUUCCAGGCGCGGCUUCCGGGCACGUCCAACUACUUUGCCAAGACUGGCUUCUACGGCUACGUCUACGACGGCGAAGUCUUUGUUGUUGGCGACAUGGAUGAGUCGAUCGUGGUGAAUGGUCUUCGUCACUAUCCUGGCGAUAUUGAACAAAGCGUCGAAAAGAGCUCCAAGAAAAUUGGUUUGGAUGGCAGUGCUGUAUUCCUGUCGGAAGGCUUGCUGGUGGUCGUCGUCGAAGUUGGCGAACCUGCCGAAAUCAUGAAUUUGCUCUCCCUUGUCACCAACACCGUCCUUUCGGAUCAUGGAGUCAUUGCUCACGUCAUUGCGUUCGUGCAUCCUGGCACCAUCCCCAAGAACGCCCGCGGCCAGAAGCAACGCGUUCGUCUUCGAGACGGGUUUAUCCGCAACACAUUCCAACCGCUCCAUAUCUCUUACAAUGUUGUGGAGUAA